Molecule: messenger RNA, 1624 nt
Organism: Emericellopsis atlantica
Lineage: Eukaryota; Fungi; Ascomycota; Sordariomycetes; Hypocreales; Bionectriaceae
Exons: 5
Coding region: 140-1465 (441 amino acids)
Biological process (GO): mRNA splice site recognition
Cellular component (GO): cytosol
Molecular function (GO): mRNA binding
Source: RefSeq, a predicted model, not a curated record
AUUAUGGGGUGAAAUCUACAACACUCCCUCAACCUUUCCCCGUUCUCUUGCCGCUACUGCACUUGGAUUACCCAACAUCUUCAGUUUUUCUUAUUCUUUCUUUGCGCUGGUCCUGAGAGCUUCUGCACGCAUUUCAUCGAUGACCCGUUUCAAUAUUCAACGCCCAGCGACUUCGAACAUGGCUUCUCCUCAAGACAGAAAAGCUAAUGAGCUCCAGGCCAUGGAUCCCUCAUUCCCUAGCAACGGCGGUGCCUACUCCAACGGCACGCCCCCUGGUGGCGACCCCAACCAGCCUCCUCCCGGUAACGGCGCUGGCAACGGCCAGGACGUCCCCAAGACCACCCUCUGGAUGGGUGAGCUCGAGCCCUGGAUGGACGAGAACUUCAUCAAGGGCGUCUUCAUGUCGCAGCUGUCUGAAAAUGUUAAUGUCAAGGUCAUUCGCGACAAGAAUUCUGGUAACGCCGGCUACUGCUUUGUCGAAUUUGCGACCCCUGAUGCUGCGGCUCGUGCCCUGAACUUGAACGGCAGCGCUGUUCCCAACUCUUCCCGCCAAUUCAAGCUCAACUGGGCAUCUGGUGGUGGUCUCGUCGACCGUCGCGAGGACCGUGGACCUGAAUAUUCGAUCUUUGUCGGCGAUCUUGGCCCCGAGGUCAACGAAUACGUACUCGUCUCGCUCUUCCAAGCUCGCUUCCCAUCGUGCAAGUCCGCCAAGAUCAUGACGGACGCCAUGUCGGGCCAGUCCCGUGGCUACGGCUUUGUCCGUUUCGCCGACGAGACCGACCAGCAGCGCGCUCUUGUAGAGAUGCAAGGUGUGUACUGCGGCAACCGCCCCAUGCGCAUCUCUACCGCGACUCCCAAGAACCGCAACAACCACGGCUUCCCCGGUCACGCGCAUCACGCUAACCCUAUGAUGGGCGGUGGUAUGCCUCAGCAGCACAUGUGGGGUGGCGGCAUGGGCGGAGGUUUCCCUGGUGCCUACGGCGGUGCUGGCGGCGGCGGUGCUUUCAACCCUGCCUCGCAGAUGAACCAGUUCACCGACCCCAACAACACCACGGUUUUCGUCGGCGGCCUUUCCGGCUACGUCACCGAGGAUGAGCUCCGCUCGUUCUUCCAAGGCUUUGGCGAGAUCACCUACGUCAAGAUUCCUCCUGGCAAGGGCUGCGGCUUCGUUCAGUUCGUCCACCGCCAUGCCGCUGAGAUGGCGAUCAACCAAAUGCAGGGUUACCCUAUUGGCAACUCGCGCGUCCGUCUCUCCUGGGGUCGUUCUCAGAACAACUCCGGCGUCGGCACCCCUUACCGCCCGGCACCUCCCCCCCCUCACUACCUUGGCAUGCCUGGUCCCGGACCCGGGCCUAACGGCCCUGGUGGUCCUGGCGGUCCUCCUGGCGGCCCCCCUGUCGGCCCUGGCGCCUUUGCUGGCGGCCACUUCCCUGGUCCUCAGGGCCCUCCUGGCCCUCAGGUCUAAACCUCUACGAGUAAACUUUGGCUUCGUCUUGAUUACGCUCUGCUUGUCAUGAUGAUGAAUGGCUCGCCCGCCCGAUGCGCAAUAUGGGGCAUCAUUAGCUUUUUUUGAACUUUUGCCACGACAGCAAUAUGGGAUGACAUGACUGCGAUUUCUUCCGUC